AUGGCCCCGGCGAAAGAAAUCAGAACGGACCUCGUCCAGAACGCAGAGCUCACUGGGCUCAUCCUAGAACUCCUCCUGGAAAUUGGCGAAGAGGAAGAAGUGUCAAAGCAUCUAAGCGAAGCUUCAAAGCCUCAUCAACAUUGGAUCCUCCGUCGAAGCGCGGCGAUAUGCUGUACCAAGCUCAUGUUUGAGCGGGAAAAGAAAACAGUGCCAUCCCAAGUGUCUGAGUGUCUACUCAGAUGUUGGGUAGAUGAGGAUGGAGAUGUGCGCGAACCAAUUGUAGAGCGACUGGGAGACAUUCCAUUUAUUGAUGGCAAGUCUCCGUUUAUGGACUUUUGGCAUGAGAAGGCGGAACAAGGAAAUGCGCUGGAAAUAUUGAUUCGAAUCGGGUUCAAGAAUGAGAGCGAAGCCUUCAGCUUGUUUCAAGAGCGAGCUACUGCAUUUGACGUCGUUAAUCUGAAUCAAAACUUCGAACCAGUUCUGAUGACUCGUCUUGCUCUCUAUGGAAUCAAGAAACUAGCAGAUACGGAUGAUAUGGAAAAAUUACGAACGAUAUCAAGAAGCCUGACUAAACUACUGAAAGAGAUAUCGCACGAAAACGAAAAGCCAACGGAAGUGACAAAGCUACAGUACAGAUUACUGUCAGAUUUUAUCGCUGAACUCUAA
Molecule: messenger RNA, 666 nt
Organism: Oikopleura dioica
Lineage: Eukaryota; Metazoa; Chordata; Appendicularia; Copelata; Oikopleuridae
Source: the annotation of a GenBank genome assembly